This is a messenger RNA of Uloborus diversus, 1570 nucleotides long. RefSeq names its product gastrula zinc finger protein XlCGF7.1-like. The record is from RefSeq and is a predicted model, not a curated record. Bases 631 to 1533 code for a protein of 300 amino acids. Lineage: Eukaryota; Metazoa; Arthropoda; Arachnida; Araneae; Uloboridae. The transcript has 2 exons.
GUCGGAAUUUUCCAAGUGCAGACUUUUUGCUUGAUUAAUCCAGACUUUGAGCAAUAUUGCGGACUGUUUGAUGUCGGAAUUUUCCAUGUGUGAUGUCAGACUUUUAGCUCGAUAAAUCCAUUUUUAGGUGCGUUAAAGUACAGCUGUAAAAGACAAAAACAAAAAAAACUUGAAAUUGUUGAGGUAAUGAAUUAAAAUGAAGAUUUAGCAAAAUGUUAGAUAGUAAAAAUGGAAAGUGCAUAUACAAAAGUUAAGUAGAGUGGGCAAAGCCAAAUUUUCUUUUUUAAAUGUCACCAACUGAUAUGUCAAACACUGCAUGCAUUGAAAGUUGUGAAAAACAAAACUGCUUUUGUCCUUACUCUCACAUUAUUUUUCCCCUGCGUGUUUCAAUGUACACAUUACUACUGAGAAACUCAACCUGCAUUUCAUGGCUACCUAAUGCUAAUCAGAAGCACUGCAUGUAAUUCCCGACAUACUGCUCAUAAUCAAAGGGACAAAUUGUCGAUAUGAAAUCUUUCAUUUGAUCUUUGUGAGACAAAUCCUUGUUCGAAUUAAAGAUCUUUUCAAACUCGUGUUGAUUUAAGAAUCCACAUUUCGGUUUAUCAAUUUUCUCGUGAAAACUCUAGAGCAAUGGAACAUUCUUUAACGAUUGAUGAUGGUGCAAAACAGCAUUCAUGUGUACAUGGUACAAAGCAAGUUUCCUGUGAGUACUGCCCAAUGGCCUUUUUUGGAGCUUCAACCCUUACAGCUGAUAUAAAAUUCCAUGCUGAAGAAAAGCCACAUUCUUAUGAAUUUUGUUCAACGGCAUAUUUCCAACCUGACUUAUUCAAAGGGCAAGGAUUCCCCAAUCCUGGCCCACUUGAAAGGCAAGAAGAAGUCCCUGCUGAUAAAAAACCCUACGCAUGCAAAUCAUGUCCUAAAGCAUAUUUUAGCCUUUCUUUGUUAGACAGACAUUAUUCAAGAGUUCAUUCUGGCGGAAAGUCGUUUCCAUGUGAAUACUGUUCAGAAGCAUAUGACGAUCCCUCAAAUCUGCAAAGUCACAUUGAAGAACAUAUUGAAGGAAAACUUUUUUCAUGUAAAUUCUGCUCAAAGACAUUUUCUGAUGCUUCAUCCGUGAGAAAGCAUCGGAGAAUCCAUUUCGGAGGAAAAGCAUAUUGGUGUGAAUUUUGUACAAAGUCAUUUUACAAAGCUACUCACUUAAGUAGACAUAAAAAAAUUCAUACUGGUGACCGACCUUACUCCUGUCAGUACUGUUUCGAUACAUUUUCCAGCUCUUCGGACCUGAGCCUGCACAUGAAAGUACACACUCCCGAAAAGCCCUUUGCGUGCCAAUGUUGUUUAAAACUGUUUGGUACAGACAAAGAAUUAAAAAUACAUAUGAGGAUCCAUACUGGCGAGAAACCGUAUUCUUGCAACUAUUGUUUCAAGGCAUUUUCUAGCAUUAAUCUUAUGAAUGGACAUGUAAGGGGCGUUCACAUGAGGAAAAGAAAAACAGUCCGUGUGAAUAUUGUGCCAAAACAUGAGACUCCAUAAAGGCAAAGAACCAUUUUGAAUGAAUGUUGUAAGGGAA